AUGGUGAGACUAAGUCCCGAAUAUAUCGAGAAAAAAUGUUCUCAGGCACAAUUAAAUAAAUCCUGCAGCAAGAAAGUAAAAAAACGAGAAUUAUACAGCACAACUCAUUUGCGUAUGAAUAAUAUGUUUAUAAGCAGCAUUGGUAAUAUUGCUGAUUAUAAAAACUUAAAAGUAAUAUAUUUACAAAAUAAUCAUAUAUCAGCUAUAGAAAAUUUGCACUUUGCAUCCAACUUGACUCAUCUCUAUCUGCAGCACAACGUGAUCAGAAAAAUAGAAAAUUUAGAGUCCCUUGAAAACCUUCAAACUCUCUAUUUGGCAUACAACAAUAUAGUUGUAGUGGAAGGACUCGAAUAUUUGAAAAACUUAACUACACUAGACAUACAGAAUCAAAAUCUGAGUCUUGGUGAAACGUUGUGUUUUGAUCCACGAAGUAUAGACACUUUAUCUACUUCCUUGCAAGUACUGAAUGUUUCUGGUAAUAAAAUGACAUCUCUGAAGGAUAUCAAGAACUUACACAAGUUAGAAAUUUUAGAUGCUAGAAAGAACUUAUUGGAUGAUAUUGAAGAUCUAACUGAAAUUAUAAGUGCCUUAAUUUCUUUAAAAGACUUAUCUCUGCAAGGCAAUCCUGUAACUCAGCAUUACAGAUACAAAGAAAAUCUUAUUGCCAAUAAUGAUACCAUAAGCAAUUUCAAUGGCAAAACAAUAACAGAUGUAUGUCGAUGUUUUAUGAAAAAGUUCAAAAUAGAGAAGCAUCUUUACCGUAACAAAAAGUCUUCUAGGGCUACAUUAGACGAAGAUAUUACAAGCUCACUGAACCUACCGCCCGCGCUGAAGAAAUCAAUAUCCAGAGCAAUGUUUCAACACUCUGGUCCAAAAUUAUCUAUCACUAUUUCCUCAGCUAUUUGUGACAUGCAACCACAAAUAUUUCCAGCUUGGAAAACAGCGCCAGGUACAAAAUCUGUAAGACAUGGUCAUAUUACACCAAGGCCAUUCUGGAGUAAUGUUACUAAGAAGACCAAGCAGCCUCAUGUUGUGCGAUCAUUGAUAAAGAGCAAAGCUAUUAAAUUACCACCGAUUACACCAUCUUCCAACAUAUAAUAAAAGAACAAUGUUUUUGUGUAACAUUCAAUACAUUUGUCCUUA
This is a messenger RNA of Dufourea novaeangliae, 1143 nucleotides long. RefSeq names its product protein phosphatase 1 regulatory subunit 42-like. The record is from RefSeq and is a predicted model, not a curated record. The transcript has 6 exons. The coding region runs from base 1 to 1098 and encodes 365 amino acids. Gene Ontology annotation, molecular function: protein binding. NCBI's taxonomy places the organism in Eukaryota, Metazoa, Arthropoda, Insecta, Hymenoptera, Halictidae.